AAUGAAAGGGAUCAAUUUAUAAUUUUCCAUUGGUAAAAACGGUCUUCAAGUAAUCGUCGUUUUCGAAAAUUUCCCUUUGGCUUCUCUGAAACCUUUAUACGAUCUGUCUUCUGCGGGAGUUUGACGACGACGAACUUCAAUGGCUCAUUGGCUCAAUGGUUCAUUGGGUAUUAGCGUUGUCUAAUUAGUGGUAAGCACUAAUUUUCUUCCUCUGCUAUCCAUUCCUUCCACUUGAGCUCAGUUUGCUUAUCAGACGUUUGAUAAAAUGUCUCACCGAAAGCUUAUGACCAUUAUUCGAGUUUUUUGCACUUGAUUAAUUGUUUUGGUUAGAAAGAAGCUGCAUAAAUUCUUUUGCUCCUUCCAUUAAUCCACUGCUUACUGUUAGAAGAGUUCUGAUAAACUAUUUUCCUCAUUAUUUUUAAGGGAAGAUCAUUUUGUCUUGAUAAUAAACUUUCUGGAUGUUUAAGCAUGGCUUUUUUUGGUCCCAGAUUUUCAGUUUUAGGUUGGAGGUGAAUCCUGUUGUUUCUAAAUUGCACGGAUCUUGAUUCGUUUAGUGUUGGGCAUUUUCUCUUCUGACUAGAUGAUGCACUUUAUGAGGAGACUCGCCAAUCGGUUCAAUGCAGUUUCCUUAUCCUUCCUGUAUGUCAUACUUGGUGAUGGUAAAUACAAUGUAGUUCGGGUUUCUGGAUGCCAGCUUCGGGCAUAUUCGAGUCACAGGUUGACUUGUGGGUUUAUUGGCUCUUGUUUGACAAACUCAAAUGAGCAAGCUGUAUUUUUGAGAUUACAAAAUGAAAUCACAUGGCAAAAUUCUUUUUUCUCAACUAUGGCGGGAACAAUUUUGGCUCAGGCUCGAGACCCUGCUAAACUAAGUGUGGAAAUACAGGAUGCACUUGAUGAGCAUAGACUUAAUGAUUCAUGGAAGUUGUAUGAGCAGCAUAUGCUGAUGGAUGGGUUCCCUAGAAAAUCUGUUGUGAAUAAACUUCUUUCAACUUUUGCAGAAAGUCUUGAUGUUCAGUGGCUUCAGGAGGCUUAUGGGUUGGUAGAAAAAAUUUUUGAGGGGGGAAAACAGAACUUGUUACAGAAAGAGACACUUAUUUAUCUCUCAUUUGCUCUAGCCAAAGCUGGUUUUCCAGUUCCUGCAUCGACUACUCUAAGAAGGCUGGUAGCUAUGGAGCAAUUUCCUCCUGUUGCUGCUUGGUCUGCAAUUAUGGCCCAUAUCUCACAUACAGCUUCUGGUGCAUACCUUGCCGCUGAGUUGAUUCUUGAGAUAGGUUAUUUGUUUCAAGAUGGAAGGGUGGAUCCACGGAAAAAGAGUAAUGCACCUCUGAUUGCUAUGAAGCCUAAUACUACUGCUUUUAAUAUUGCUCUGGCUGGGUGUUUAUUGUUUGGGACGACUAGGAAAGCUGAACAGCUCCUUGACAUGAUGCCAAGAGUUGGUGUCAAAUCUGAUGCUAACUUAUUGAUAAUAAUGGCACAUAUACAUGAGAGAAAUGGAAGAAAAGAAGAGCUUGAGAAACUUCAAAGAUAUAUAGAUGAAGCCCACAACCUAAGUGAUACUCAGUUUCGGCAGUUCUAUAAUUGUCUACUGGCAUGCCAUUUGAAGUUUGGGGAUCUGGAUUCUGCAUCGAACAUGGUUCUGGAAAUGCUUCGGAAAGCAAAAGUAGCAAGAAAUUCUCUUGCCGCAGAAACACUGGUAGCUGAUGUAGUUCGAAAGGACAGUAAGUCCCUUCCUGCACUGGGUUCUGGGCCUGGACCGAGCCAUAGAAAAUUUGACGGUGCACAAAAUAACACAAUGAAUAAUAUUCCUAUGUUAUCUUAUGAAGAAUAUUCCAGAGACCAAAGUUUCCUGAAACUUGAGACCGAGGCAAAGAAUGUGUUUGGUAAUUUGUUAGCUAAAAUACAGUCCCAAGUUGAAUUGUUAACAACUGAACGCGGUAUUAUCCAACCAACUGAUAAACUUUUUGUGAAAUUGGUUAAGGCAUUUCUGGAAUCUGGCAACACCAAAAGUUUGGUAGAAUUUCUCAUCAAGGCCGAAAAAGAAGGUUCUCCAGCUUCCAACGAUGAUUCUGCCUUGGUUCAUGUCAUUAAUGCGUGCAUAUCACUUGGUUGGUUAGAUCAGGCACAUGACCUUCUUGAUGAGAUGCGUUUGGCUGGUGUUAAAACUGCUUCUUCUGUAUAUGCCUCGCUAUUGAAAGCAUACUGUCAAGCAAAUCGAGCGGGAGAGAUUGCAUCACUUUUACGGGAUGCUCGUAGGGCAGGUAUCCAGCUUGACUCAAGCAGUUAUGAGGCAUUGAUCCAAUCAAAGGUGCUGCAAAGAGAUACGCAGGGAGCCCUGCAUCUGUUCAAAGAAAUGAAAGAGGCUAAGAUACCAAAAGCUGGCCAUCCAGUAUUUGAGAAGUUGGUUAAAGGAUGUGGAGAGGGUAGUGAAGCCAGUUUGAUGGCGAAGCUCUUGCAGGAAAUCAAGGAAGGGCAGAAGGUGGAUUCUGGAGUUCAUGAUUGGAACAAUGUAAUCCACUUUUUCUGUAGGAAGAGGUUGAUGCAUGAUGCUGAGAAGGCUUUGAAGAAGAUGAGAAGUCUUGGGCAUGCUCCAAAUGCUCAAACUUUUCAUUCCAUGGUCACUGGAUAUGCUGCUGUUGGGGGAAAAUAUAUAGAGGUAACAGAACUAUGGGGUGAGAUGAAAUCUCUGGCUUCUUCCACCUCUAUGAAGUUUGAUCAGGAACUCUUGGAUUCUGUACUUUACACAUUUGUGAGGGGUGCAUUUUUCAAUAGAGCAAAUGAAGUGGUGGAGAUGAUGGAGAAAGGGAAAAUGUUUGUUGACAAGUAUAAAUACCGGACCCUAUUCUUGAAGUACCAUAAAACUCUUUAUAAGGGCAAGGCUCCCAAAUUCCAGACAGAAGCCCAACUGAAAAAGAGAGAAGCUGCAUUGGCUUUUAAGAAAUGGGUAGGAUUGAGUUGAAAAAGUGAAGGAAUAUAAUGCCACUUGCCCAAUAUGAAAAAUACCCAACAUGCUAGCUACCUUUCUAAUUGAUGAGGUAAGAUUUGAUGGCCUCCAGUUCAUUUUACCGAGCAUCAUUUGAACUUCUUGUUGCUCAACAACUAUUAUUCAAUAUGCAUUUUAGUUUGUCAAUGGGCAGUUGUGUCAAUAUUUUAGUAGUUUCAGUUGGUGCUUCUGGAGAGAGCUUUUAAUGGGCAGCUUCUGCAAUUUUUUUUCCCCCUUUUUUUCAUAAAUUCUUAUAAAAGUAAACGGCUAAAAAGAUCUUAUGCCUUUACUAGGAAACCUUCCAUCAUUUGGUUUAUUAUUACAAAUUUUUUUUUUCUCCCUGCAAUUAGGUUUAUUCUUUAAGAAACAACGGCUCUUCCUCUGUUUAGGAAGGAGAUAAUGAAGACAUAAGUUCAAAAGACCCCAAAGUAAGGAUCGUAUUUCAGGAUAAGUUCUUGUAAGCCUGUUUCAAAAGUUGCUGUGGCUUUUCUGUUUGGUUUGGGACAAGAAUCCUGUGUUGAUUGAUGAUGUUUGUUUUGACAUUCAGUAUAAAGGUGCUUACUCGAAUAGCAUUUAUACUUAUUUUAAUAUUCCUGCCUUUUGCCACAGAAUAUAGCUGAGCUUCUUUGAUCCAAAACGAAGCCUUAAGGAUUUGGUUUUCAUUGUUUUAGGAGCAUAUGAAGAGGUUUCUUGAGUUCCUAAUGUUGAUUAUUUAGCAUAAAUACAUGUUCUUGUCGCAACCAGUCAAGCUGGCAAAGGCCUAAGGUUAUUGUUUCACGUGGGAGGAAAAUGUUUGAAUGAUGUACUAUAUGGCAUAGAUAAAGACUCAGUACUACCUCCAGAAUGGAUUGAAGAAAUUUGUAAUGCACUGCAUCAAAGAGGUGGUGGAGAUGCCAUAGCAGGGCUUACUGUACUGAGAUACUGUCCAGCAAAAAUUGUUGCAUAGGCAGGAUAAUUUUCUUGUUGAUAUCCCCACCAUGUCAUGUAGUCUCAGAGCUUUUGUAGAUAGAUUCAAGAUGUUGCUAUCCUUUUGUUGUUUUGGAUGAAAUGGUUAUCAAUCUACAUCUUUUACUGCUGAACUAGUCCCAAACCUGUGGGGUGCAUUUUGCUGCUAUCUAAUGUUAUUCUGUUACUUCUCUAUAGCAUUGUUUUCA
Molecule: messenger RNA, 4134 nt
Organism: Ziziphus jujuba (common jujube)
Lineage: Eukaryota; Viridiplantae; Streptophyta; Magnoliopsida; Rosales; Rhamnaceae
Product: pentatricopeptide repeat-containing protein At1g03100, mitochondrial
Exons: 2
Coding region: 581-2956 (791 amino acids)
Molecular function (GO): protein binding
Source: RefSeq, a predicted model, not a curated record